Messenger RNA from Pelobates cultripes (western spadefoot toad), 243 nucleotides. The record is from the annotation of a GenBank genome assembly. NCBI's taxonomy places the organism in Eukaryota, Metazoa, Chordata, Amphibia, Anura, Pelobatidae.
AUGGAGAAAAUCCAUAAAAUGCAAAAUGACCACAGAUACCAUACGGAAAAACUGGCGGAUCUGGAGGACUGCUCGCAUCGCAAUAACAUCCGUGUGUGCGGAGUCCCAGAGUCCCACGAAGAACUGCCAGAAUACCUACAACAGCUCUUCCACGCAAUAUGGCUGAAUUUGGAAAAAGCUAACCUGCGUCCCAAUGUUAUGUCCAUCGGGUACCCAAGCCCAAAAUCCUGGCGCAGGAUGUAA